AUGUCGCCGAGUGCCGACAACUUGAAGCAAAAGUUCAAGGGCCUUGCUCAAUCCCAAAAGCCCACUGGCAACGCAACCUGCCCAGAACAUAUUCGCGAGGCAAAACGUGUUGAUGCUCUUAUCAAUGAGAAGGCUAACAAGUGUGCCUUGGGGAGUCUCUCCAGUGGAGAUGAAAGGAACGGUGUAGGCGCUGAUGUUCUUUCAAGCGAUGACGACGAUGUUGACGUGAAUGAAACCACUGGCGAGCUUGAGUCUGGUCAACCGGAAGGCGCCGGUACGCUGUUGUCUGGAUGGAGCCAAACUCAAUUGGCAAACCAGGAUUUGGGUGACUCUCCAAACCCGAGUCAAACCCAUUCAAUGCGCGGCCAAACAUAUCAAAGCCCUCUCGUUCAUCGGACCCACUCUCAGGCCAGCUCAGCUCGACCGUCCCCAAUGAUGAGUGUCAAUCGAAGAUCCAGAGGCCGACCUGGCGAUCAGUUGGAGAGCAGGCUGAAUAGCUUCCUCGAUAUGGAUGCCCGGAAGGAGCAGGAUCGCGAGCAAUCCCUUUCGUCUUUCUAUUCAGCCCAACUCAUGGAGGCAAACGCAACCAUCCGAGAUUUGCGAUCUGAGCUAGCUCGAGUGCGCGGUGGGAUUCAAUCGGAUGUCAUUCGGCUACAGGAGGAAAAGCACCGACUUGAACUCGAGAAUACAUCUUUGAAAUCAAAGAUUGAGGUUUUACAGCUCCGGGCCAAUAUGCAACCGAAUGCUGCCUGGGGUCAAAUGCAUCAUCCGCAUAUGUUCAAUCACGGAUUUGCAAUGCAAUCACUUCCAGUCUUUGCCACUCAUCAUCAUCAGCAGCCACCGACUGGUAUUAACCCACAACUUGCGAAUACGUCCGGUUUGAACAAUGCGCCUGGCGUGAACCAGCCACAACCGACCGGUUUGAACCUCCAGCACGCGGCUCCGACCAGCUUAAAUCAGCAACAACCUUCCAGCUUAACUCCAGACCAAGUCGGUUUUCAUCCUCAGCAGCAACCCCAAGGUCAACACCACUUCAGCGGCAUUAGCGAUGCCUUGGAGGCUGAUCCCAGUUUCCCUCAUCCUUGA
Puccinia graminis f. sp. tritici CRL 75-36-700-3 is the source of this 1086-nucleotide messenger RNA. RefSeq lists its product as uncharacterized. Lineage: Eukaryota; Fungi; Basidiomycota; Pucciniomycetes; Pucciniales; Pucciniaceae. The coding region runs from base 1 to 1086 and encodes 361 amino acids. The transcript is spliced from 3 exons. The record is from RefSeq and is a predicted model, not a curated record.